Molecule: messenger RNA, 433 nt
Organism: Papilio polytes (common Mormon)
Lineage: Eukaryota; Metazoa; Arthropoda; Insecta; Lepidoptera; Papilionidae
Product: fatty acid-binding protein-like
Exons: 4
Coding region: 29-427 (132 amino acids)
Biological process (GO): fatty acid transport
Cellular component (GO): nucleus; cytosol
Molecular function (GO): fatty acid binding
Source: RefSeq, a predicted model, not a curated record
UCGGUUCUGAGUUCAUACUCGCAACAAAAUGGCAUUCGAAGGCAAACUGUACGUGCACGAAAGAGAUGACAAUUUCGAUGGUUUCAUUGCUUCUUUGGGCUUGCCUGAGGACAAGGUGGAAAGACUGAAGAACUACAAGCCCAAUCACAAGCUGGAGAAGAACGGGGACACUUACACGAUGUCUUCAUUGUCUGAAAGUCGCAACCAUAUCAUCACGUUCAAGUUGGGCGAGGAGUUUGACGAGACGGUCGUUGAAGGACGCACUGCAAAGACCACCUUCACACUUGACGGCAACACCCUUACGCAAGUCCAGAAAUUUGCAGAAGGCACCAUAACUACAAAGAGGGAGUACUCCAGCGACAAACUAGUCGUGACUAUUAACAGAAGUAACUGGGACGGUACUGCAACCAGAUAUUACAAAGUUUAAUGCCAA